GGCGGAGUGUGGGGCCUGUGGGCAGAGCAGCCGUUGCUUUCUGGGUCGCGCGGGUGCCGCCAUGAAGCUGUUGUGGGGGGUCGGGCUCCUCGGCGUCCUGCUGCUCGCCGCAUCUGUGCGAGCGGACGAGGUGGAGGUGGAUGCCAGGUUGGAAGAUGACAUGGGGAAAAGCCGUGAAGGCUCUCGGACGGAUGAUGAAGUGGUCCAGAGAGAGGAAGAAGCUAUUCAAUUGGAUGGUUUGAAUGCAUCCCAGAUAAAAGAAAUCCGAGAAAAAUCUGAGAAGUUUGCAUUCCAGGCAGAAGUUAACAGAAUGAUGAAGCUUAUUAUCAAUUCUUUAUACAAAAAUAAAGAGAUUUUCCUGAGAGAGCUGAUAUCGAAUGCCUCUGAUGCUCUAGAUAAGAUAAGGCUAAUAUCGUUGACUGAUGAAAAUGCGCUCUCUGGUAAUGAAGAGCUUACUGUUAAAAUCAAGUGCGAUAAAGAAAAGAACAUGCUUCAUGUUACAGACACGGGCAUUGGCAUGACCAAGGAGGAAUUGAUUAAAAACCUGGGUACUAUUGCCAAGUCUGGUACAAGUGAAUUCUUAAACAAGAUAACUGAAAUGCAAGAUAGUAGUCAGUCAACAUCUGAGUUGAUUGGUCAGUUUGGUGUUGGCUUCUAUUCUGCCUUCCUUGUAGCAGACAGAGUUAUUGUUACAUCAAAGCACAACAAUGAUACUCAGCACAUCUGGGAGUCAGACUCAAAUGAAUUUUCUGUAAUUGAUGACCCAAGAGGAAACACCUUGGGCCGAGGCACCACCAUAACUCUUGUUUUGAAGGAGGAGACCUCUGACUACCUUGAGCUGGAUACAAUUAAGAAUCUAGUCAAGAAAUAUUCACAGUUCAUAAAUUUCCCCAUAUAUGUAUGGAGCAGCAAGACUGAGACUGUCGAAGAACCCAUUGAUGAGGAAGAAGCAAAAGAAAAGGAGGAAAAAGAAGAAACGGAUGAUGAGGCUGCAGUUGAGGAAGAAGAGGAAGAAAAGAAACCAAAAACUAAAAAAGUUGAAAAGACUGUCUGGGAUUGGGAGCUCAUGAAUGACAUCAAGCCAAUUUGGCAGAGACCAGCUAAGGAAGUUGAAGAAGAUGACUAUAAAGCCUUUUACAAGUCAUUCUCCAAGGAACAUGAUGAUCCUAUGGCUUACAUCCACUUCACUGCUGAAGGAGAAGUAACAUUCAAGUCUAUCUUGUUUGUUCCCAACUCGGCUCCACGUGGCUUGUUCGAUGAAUAUGGAUCCAAAAAAAGUGAUUUUAUAAAGUUAUAUGUCCGGAGAGUGUUCAUUACUGAUGACUUCCAUGACAUGAUGCCCAAAUACCUCAACUUUGUGAAAGGUGUUGUUGACUCUGAUGAUCUUCCUCUGAAUGUAUCCCGUGAGACACUACAGCAGCAUAAAUUGCUAAAGGUUAUUAGGAAGAAAUUAGUCCGUAAAACUCUUGACAUGAUCAAAAAAAUUGCUGAAGAAAAGUACAAUGAUACAUUUUGGAAAGAAUUUGGUACCAAUAUAAAACUUGGAGUGAUUGAGGAUCACUCCAACCGUACUCGGCUUGCUAAACUUCUUCGCUUCCAAUCUUCUCAUCAUGAAAGUAACCUUACUAGUCUGGACCAGUAUGUAGAAAGAAUGAAAGAGAAACAAGACAAAAUUUACUUCAUGGCAGGUUCGAGCCGAAAAGAGGCUGAAUCUUCACCGUUUGUGGAACGUCUUCUGAAAAAAGGUUAUGAAGUGAUAUAUUUGACUGAACCUGUAGAUGAGUACUGCAUUCAAGCUUUGCCUGAGUUUGAUGGUAAGAGGUUCCAGAACGUUGCUAAGGAAGGAGUGAAGUUUGAUGAAAGUGAAAAAUCUAAGGAGAGUCGGGCAGCCUUGGAAAAAGAGCAUGAGCCACUCUUAAAUUGGAUGAAAGAGAAGGCACUGAAGGACAAGAUUGAAAAAGCUGUGCUGUCUGAACGCUUAACUCAGUCUCCGUGUGCGCUUGUGGCUAGCCAAUAUGGAUGGUCUGGCAACAUGGAAAGAAUUAUGAAAGCCCAAGCAUACCAGACUGGCAAAGAUAUCUCUACAAACUACUAUGCUAGCCAAAAAAAGACACUUGAAAUUAACCCUAGACAUCCAUUGAUUAAGGACAUGCUCAGACGCAUUAAGGAAAAUGAAGAUGAUAAAACAGUUGCAGAUCUUGCUGUGGUGUUGUUUGAAACUGCAACUCUAAGAUCAGGCUAUAUGCUACCAGACACAAAGGAAUAUGGAGAUCGAAUAGAAAGGAUGCUACGUCUAAGUUUAAAUAUUGACCUUGACGCAAAGGUAGAGGAGGAACCAGAGGAAGAACCUGAAGAUGUAACUGAAGAAGCAGAGGAAGAAGAAGAGGAAGUAGAAGCUGAUUCUGAAGAGAGUGAAACACAGAAGGAAUCCACAGAUGUGAAAGAUGAACUGUAAACUUCAUUUUCACAACUAGCAUCCUGUGUCUGGGGUGAGGAGGGAAUGUGAAUUAGAUUGUUCUGUUAUUUUUCACUGUAAAAUGUUGAGGGGGUGGUGUGGGAUUAUGGGCAGAGGAGAAUUUUUUUUAAGUUGAAUUUUUUAAAACAUUCCUCACGAAUGUAAAUUUGUACUAUUUAACUGACUCUUCUUGAUGUAAAAUCUUGUCAUGUGUACAAAAUAAAAUGUUCCCAAACACCA
Messenger RNA from Alligator mississippiensis (American alligator), 2695 nucleotides. It is a transcript of the gene HSP90B1, whose product is annotated as heat shock protein 90 beta family member 1. The transcript has 18 exons. The record is from RefSeq and is marked provisional. Bases 62 to 2455 code for a protein of 797 amino acids. Gene Ontology annotation, molecular function: ATP-dependent protein folding chaperone; ATP binding; ATP hydrolysis activity. Gene Ontology annotation, biological process: protein folding. NCBI's taxonomy places the organism in Eukaryota, Metazoa, Chordata, Crocodylia, Alligatoridae.